This is a messenger RNA of Cuscuta campestris, 1214 nucleotides long. The record is from the annotation of a GenBank genome assembly. Lineage: Eukaryota; Viridiplantae; Streptophyta; Magnoliopsida; Solanales; Convolvulaceae.
CCUGCCACCCAAACACUUAGUUCCCUCAAAGUUGACAAUUCCAUUGUAAACUCUUGUGUUUGAAACCAAACCAAUUUGCUAGCUAGCUAGCUAUAUAAAGACCAACUCCCCUAUCUUCAUUUCACAAAUCCAACCACUCAUCAACCUUAGCAUUUGGCAAAUGAAUAUGUCUUCUUCAAGGCAGUUCAUCUUCUCCCUCUUCUUGAUCUUCUUCUUCCUCCAUGCCAACUCCAUUUCAUCAUCUCCUACUCCUCAACAACACAAAAUUAGAGUGAAGAAGGCCAUAACCCCAUGCCAAACUCUAGACUUCUACUUCCAUGACAUAAUAUACAACGGUCAAAACUCCCACAAUGCCACUUCCGCCAUUGUGGGAGCACCGUCCUGGGCCAACCGGACCAUCUUAGCGGACCAAGGCCACUUCGGAGACGUGGUCGUGUUCAACGACCCGAUCACGUUGGACAACAACCUCCACUCGAAGCCCGUGGGGUGGGCCCAGGGGUUUUAUCUGUAUGACAGGAAGGACGUGUUCACUGCAUGGCUAGGGUUCACUUGUAGCUUCAACACCACCAAGCAUAGGGGUACCAUUAACUUUGCUGGAGCUGACCCUUUAUUGAACAAGACCAGGGACAUUUCGGUCAUUGGUGGGACUGGGGAUUUCUUCAUGGCUCGAGGCUUUGCCACUUUGAUGACCGAUGCAUUUGAGGGUGCAGUGUACUUCAGACUCCGCGUGCUUGUUAAAUUGUACGAGUGUUGGAAAUAAUUAAUUUCUCAUAUAUAUUUUCAAAACAAAAAAAAAACCCAUAGUUUUCUUUUUCUAUGGAGUUUUAUUUUACUAUAUGAAAAAAAACCAUAGUUUUCAUUUUCUAUUGAGUUUUAUUUUACUAUAUGAUUUGUGUAUUUACUGUAUGCUCUACAUCAUCUCACGUUUUUACUUGCAUGUUUAGUCACACAGACAAAUUAUUGUGUCAGUGUGAAUAAAAAAUAAUUUUGUGCAAGUAAAAUAUGGGGUAGUAGUAUAUAUAUAAUGAUCAUGUAGAGUGCAAAAUAAUCUUCUUCGUUUUUAUCGAGUCAUCUCUGUUGGUUGAAAUGUUUUGGUUUAUACUACUAUCAAAUGCGGAGUACAUGGAAAUAUGACAUGUAUACAUAUAGUGUGUUUCUUUUUUAUUUGUUUUGUUUUUCCACUUCAAUUUGCAUAAUAAAGUUCGAACACUUUA